UUGGUGAAUAUUACCUUAAGUAUACCGUGGAAAUCAUGGUGUCUGGCGAACACGAGAGAUUGUUACCCGAGCCUGAUCAUUACACGAAAUGCUUUUACGAUCUCUUUAAAAAUGUAGCUGAAGCGCAAAGGUGUAAGGAUGAAUGGAAAAAAUGUAAAAAAAAUAAAGCUGUUAAAAAAAGAGAUAAAAAGAAGAUUGAGGUGGGAGGUGAUUUAAAUUAUAAUAAUCCUCCAGAGAUAGAGGUUUCUUACAAUGCGUCAGCAUUUGCUGUAUUCGCUAGUGUUAGAUGUGCCAUUCUUGAAAAACAUGCCAGAACUACAAGUGAGAUUUGCAGAGCAUCUAAUUGCGGCUCUCCACCACCAGAACUUAGUGAUACAAUUGAUUCGGAGAGCGAUGACGAAGAUAGAGUAUCGACUAUUCAGAGCUUACCAAAGAUUGUAGGUAUCGGGUUAAGAAGCGUUUUUACAUUAAUGCGUGAAAGUAAAACCAUUGAUCCUAUGUUAUGUACAAAAGCAUUAGUAGCCUUAUUGGAUGUAUUACAAGGACAGCUCCCUGAAGGCUUAAAAUCUGAACCAGAUGAUGUCAUAGAUCUUUUAUUUGAUUUGCUGUUAGAUCUUGCAACAUCUCAUGGCCCUGAAUCAGCAGCUGCUAAUGACGGUAGUCAUUUGACAGCAGUCGCGUGUGCAUGUCUACUGAGCCUUGUUGUGGUCAGAGGAGAUACCGGUCGCCUUUUGGCAGCAGUAGCUGCUUUACUUAUGUGUCCAAGAGCAUUAGCAAUUCAAAAUAUACAGAUGCCAUGUGUAUUAACUUCACUGCAGAGAAGUGUACACGCUGUUCUCCUUGGUAAGCUUGCACGGCCAGACUGGAUAACGUAUGGAGUUCCUAAAAAUUCUAGAAUUUAUACAUCUACGCUUAAAUUACCAAAUGAUAUAAAUAAUAUAGUACUCAAUGGUAGAAGUUUCGUGAGUGAUGGAAAGUACCUUUACUUGCAUACAAGUAAAGGAUUAUUAAAAAUUGGUAGUGGACAUGGUGGUACAAUUUGGGGUCAUGUAUAUGUCCAUAAAGCUGAUUUUUAUCCAACAGAAACUGGAUGGCUUGGCUAUGCAAAAAAUUCAUUAUACUUUAAGUGUGCACCAAGAAAGCAAAGUGAACUUGUAAUUAUAGAUGCAGAAACUCUUAUAGUAACAGGUAUUGCUGUGUUGGAAGGACGUGAUUGGUCUUCUUCUGUUAUGUUUUCUGAUGGUGAAAAUCUUGGAAUGAUAACAGCUGGCAAAGAUGAUGGUUUUGUGGUACGCACGAUAAAUACAUUGAGUAAUCCAGUAUCAUUUGCCUCUGAAUUACCAUUAAAAUUAGCAAGGAAAUGUGUAGAUAUCUUCGGAUAUGCAGCUUUUGAUGAAGAACAAGUUGUACAUACAUUGAAUCUUGGUUGUGAUGAAGAAAUAGCAAUGGUUACAGCAGCAAAAGAAUUUGGUAUACUUAAAACAAUAUCUGGUAAAAUAUUAUAUACUGGAAAAGGAACAUCUUUGGGUAUGAAAAAUAAUACAAGGCCUAACAGAUGGUUAGAACUUACACUUGGUAAAGGGCCAAGAGUUACACAUUUUGCUGCAGGUCAUGAUGGCCAACAUGUGAUUUUUGUUAUGGAAGAUGGCUCCGUUUUAUUUGCUGGAACUGCCAGACGUGGAGAAGAUGGUGAUAGCAACAAAGCUCGUAGACAACCUAAGCCAGUUAAGCCAAAGAAAAUGGUCAAAGUAGAAGGAAAAUUUAUUAUAGAUACUGCUUGUAAUAAUGGUACAACAGCUUUAGUGACAAAGGAAGGUUCUCUGUUAAUGUUUGGAAAAGAUACGUUGCAUUGUGACCCAGUAACGGGCUUAGUCACUGAUCUCGUAGAUGUUUGUGUUGUUCAUGUUUCUCUUGGAAAGGCACAUGCUGCAGCAUUAACUAAUAAAGGACAUCUCUAUACAUUUGGAAUUAAUAAUAAAGAACAAUGUGGUAGAGAUUUUUCAACCGUGCAUACAGUGAACAAAGAAGCUACGGUAGUUGCUAUGGAGAUGGGUACAGGAGAAGAUGAACUUAUUGUAGCUGAAGAAGAUGGUACAGAUCCUGGAGAAGAUUGGGAAGAAACAAGGGGUAUGUGUCCACCAGGUCAACAUCAAUGGAGACAUCGUGUCUGUAUGGUUUGUACAGUAUGUCGUGAAUGCACUGGAUACAGUAUAUCGUGCUUAAGUAUUCGACCAGAUAGAAAUCCAGGCCAAGAAUGUGGCUGUGGCGAAGGUGACAGUGGGUGUGCAGAAUGCGGAUGUUGUCGUACAUGCGCAAGAAAGAGUUGUAAUAAUGGUAGAUCAGGUUCCAAUUAUCGAGAAUAUUUACAAAAACGCUUAGGAGAAAUAAGACAACAAAGGCAGAGAAGUAAAGCAGGUCCCAGCGCAAUGAGAUACGGGAUGAAAAUGAAAGGAGCUAAUAAUCAAAGAUUAGUAGGAUCAAGCAUUGCUCCAAAAGGAGGCCAACCAAGUAAAAUGGUAUUAGGAUUAGGUAGUAAUGUUGCGGGAGAAGAAAUCGUUGGCGGCAGCGAUGUAGAAAGAGGAGAUGCUGCAAGAAUAGCAAGUAUACCACCAGCUAGAGUUCCUAUACCUAGCGAUAGUCCUGUGAUUCAAGUGUCUUGUGGUUUGCAUCAUACAGUGAUCCUUUUACAAAAUGGAGAAGUAUACACAUUUGGAAGCAAUAUAUAUGGUCAAUUAGGUAUUGGAUAUAUGGUAACACAUGCUGGUCCAGUUCACGUUAAAUUACCUACACUGGCAACUCAAGUUGCUGCUGGAUCUAAUCAUACUGUUGUUCUUACAAUAAAUGGUGAAGUGUAUACAUUCGGUGCUUAUCAGAAAGGACAAUUAGGCAGAUCAGUAGGAACUAGUGAAAAUGAAUCUGUAAAUAUCAGUUCUCAAUCUAGUCGUCGCGCAGAGAAAGCUCAACCUUGGCAAAGCUUUCCGAGUAUAGUUCCGAAUAUUGGUUCUCGAUGGGGUAGACGUGCAACAUGGAUCGGAGCUGCUGGAGAUCAAACAUACAUAAAAGUCGAUGAGAUUAAUUCCAUUAGUUUAACAAGAAGCACUGUAAUGGCAAAUAAGAGUUGCAUAAUAUUACUUCCACACCAAAAUGAUCAUGCAAACUCUUUUAAAUGCUUAGUUAUAAGUAAAAGAGAUGGGACAUGCAAUAGUUACAGUGGGAACGAUCAAGUGGAUUUUAGCAAUUAUGCAGCAUGUCUAGAUCCUUUGUAUAAUGUUAUUUGGACUUUCAAUCCCGUGAAUAACGAAAUAAGCCUGUACAACAUUAUUUCUACAGAGGCUAGGACUAUUUCAGGAUUGGAAGCUUCUAUACUUAGUCCUGGUUUGGCAUUACCUGUAGUACCUACAUGUUUUGUAACACGUUCACAAGCUGCAAUGCAUUUAUUAGCAUGCUUGGAUACUCUUACACAAGCACAAGACGAAAAUUUAACUAUAGUCGAAGAAAAUGAGUGUGAUCAAUCGACUCAUGGUAAAGUCUAUAGUAGAGAAGAUUUUGCCACAGUUAGUAGAUUUGAAAAUCAUGGUGGAGGUUGGGGAUAUUCCGGUCGUUCCAUUGAAGCAAUUAGAUUCAUGCCUAACACAGACAUUUUAUUAGGUGGAUAUGGUUUGUUUGGAGGACGUGAUAAAUACACAGCGAAGAUAAAAUUGUUUGAUAUUGGAGUUGAUGGAGGUGAUCAAGAAAAUGAUGGAGAACUUUUAGCAGAAACAGAAGAGAUACCAUACGAAUGUGGUCCUAGACAAAAGUAUGCUAUUUUAUUUGACGAACCUAUUGCAUUGCAAGCAAACAGAUGGUACGUGGCAUGGGCAAAAAUCGAUGGUUCAUCUAGCGAUUGUGGAUCUAGUGGGCAAGGAAUGGUCACAGCAGAGGAUCAGGUUAGAUUCUAUUUUAAAUCAUCAAAGAGAUCUAAUAAUGGAACUGAUGUUAAUGCCGGACAAAUUCCACAAUUAUUAUAUCGUGUUGUCACACCAGAGAAUCAAACGUCCAAUAGACAAAGAGAUCAAAUAGGACCAGUUUAUAUACUUAAAAGAGAAUUUAGUAGAACAGUAACGAAAGAUUGUUUUCAAUCUUUAAUAUCUCUUCUCCAAUGGAGUUGGAACACAUUAAAAGCAGGUUUAGCAGAUGCAGCAGUCCACAUUGCUUCAUCGUCUCACGUGUUCCUUGAAAUGGAACGUUUAGUUUAUAUUAGUAAAGCUAGCUUACGAUUGCUUAGAAUAUAUACCAACGAAAUUUAUCCAAAUCAAGUUGGGAAGAGAACUCCACCGGAAUCUGUGCGUCUCGCUGAAUGCAUAGGCGAAGUACGAGCGUUGUUACGUCAAAUUUUAUCCGAUUCAGUACCUUUAAGCACAAAAUGUAAAGGCAAAACGCGUUCUAACAAAAAUUCGGAAAGUUUAAAUAAUAAAAUGAGCAAUAGUAUACUCGAAGAGUGUCACAAAACAUUUGUAUCGUGCUAUCAUGCAUUUUAUCCAACGGCAUAUUUAAAAUGGACUUCUCUGUGUGAAUUAUUGUCAGAAAUAGAUAAAGAACAAGGUGUAACCACGAAAGAUCGUUUACUUUCGGCAGUUGUAGCUUCCCUUUGCAGUCCUACGAUUCGUCUUAGAUGCACGUUUCCAAUUUUAACCAAUACGAUGGAUAGUAGCGAUGGUAUAAAACGACAAUUGAGCCCUUCGGAUAACGCUGGUUUACUAAUGAUGAAUUCUACAGACGCACAUCAAUAUCCUAUUCUCGUUGAACAAAUUAGUUACAAAUCUCAGGUGGAAAGUUCAGGAAAAGAAAUAUUGAAUUGGUCGUUCCGUGAAGUCCUCGAAAGAUUAUUAGAUUUGGUAUUGGUACCUGUGAAAAAAAGUCUUUGUAGAGAGAAAAGUUACUCUCUAUCGGAGUUAAUUUUGCACUGCUGUUAUUUGCUCGCCCGUGUUAUCGCGGAAUUAGCGGCACAAUCUAAUGGAAACGAAGACGAAUUGCAAGGAGCUUAUGGUAAACUUAUGUACACUACACCUUCGAGAUUCACUAGAACAAGUCAAACGAGAUCUUGGAAUACCGGAAAUGGUUCUCCCGAUGCCAUUUGCUUCUCCGUUGAUAGAUCAGGCAUCUUUAUCGCGGGCAUUGGUAUUUUUGGAGGUGUUGGAGUAUACGAAUACGAAUUAGAAUUGUUAGAAGAUCAAAGUAAUACCGGGAACGAUCCAUCUCACACUCAGCGUUGGACUAGUUUAGAUUUUACAAGAGGAUCUUUUGGACCAGAAGGUUGUGUCAAUGAUAUUAUAGAAAUAAAGUUCAAUAAACCCGUAGCAAUCAAGGAAAACGUAAAGUAUGCUAUUAAAUUGAGGAAUCGUGGAGGUCGUACUAGUAAUGGCGAUGGUGGUUUGAGCGUAGUCAAAGGACCAGAUGGCACGACAUUUACUUUCACGGCCUGUUCUUUCAGUUUCAAUGGAACGACACAAACAAGAGGUCAAAUCCCACACAUUUAUUAUUUUUCGAAUCCGCAAGAUUCCGAUGGUCAACAUACUAGUCAAGCAAUAGCUGAGGUACAGGCAAGAAAGUGCACCCUUGCCAUGACGGCUACGAUUAUUCAACGUUCUAACGAAAUAUUUGCGUUAGCAAGAGAAAGGGCCGAAGAAGUCACUGCCAGUGAAGUACUUGGUAACGCAACUUUUGUAACGACUCUUUUACCUUUAGUGAUGGCUCACAUCAGUCCUUUAGCGACAUCAGAUCCAAGGAGUGGCGUGCAAAUACUGACUUUGAUACAAGAAAUGCUUCCUCACGUCGCAGCUCUAAAUUUAUUAUCCAUUAUGGGAACAUCUCAAUUAUCGCAAGAUAGUGAAACACAACCUCACCUUACUCCACCUAUUACUACCAGUCAUCAUUACACUUGGCUGGAAAGCGAUCAUCCUUAUAAACCUGCUGCAGUGUCACAUUACAAAGUUAAUUUUCCAGAAUCCGUAAAAUGGUUAACGAUCGAAUUUACAUCGGAGUGCGGCACUUCACAGCCAGAGGAUUAUUUACAACUUUACAUUCCAAACGUUAUUACAAAUGCCUCGGCUGGUACACACGGAAACACGGUGUCGGAAGACACUUUGUUAUAUUGGCCGGUAUUACAUAAAAUGAGUAACGUGCAGAGUCAAUGGCCGCAAAAUGCAGUGGUAUUACCAGGAAACGAAGUGAUAUUUUCUUUGGAAACUGCAUCCGAUUAUAUGAAAAACGAGAGAUCAAAUACAUACGGCUUUAAAUGUUUAGUCAUCGGCUAUGAUUGGAUUACGUCUGGAAAUGGUUUGAAAAAUUUAGAGAUCGAACUGUCGUUUCUCGGUGGAGCAUGUAGCGCCAGUUUAAUGAAGAAAAAUCUUAUUUUACCACCUGUGUCUGCGGAGGAAGUACAGAACGAUUUCGAGACUAUGCAAGAAACAGCGAAGCGGAUAUUCUCCGUACAUUCGGUCUUACUUGGACGAGGAUUCGCUUUAUCUUCGCCACCGACGGUAUCUCAAGCUCUCGACGGAGUUCUUCCCUUCAGUUGUCAUUCCAACGAACGACUCUUCUUGAGAGACUUCGUUUCUUGUUCGGCCGGCACGAGUGGUGGUAGACUGGCGAGAUGGCUUCAACCGGACAGCUUUGUGGAUCCAUCCCAGUGUGAGGCUCUUUAUUCGAGAGAGGAAAUGAGAUGCGGAUGGCCCGCUAUCGUAACCAUACUCACCAGGGACCAAUACGGCGAGAUUGUGCACGUGCCCGGUUUAAAGAUCGAAGUGAAAGCAAUUCCAAUAGACAAAAUGGAUAUAACUGGUACGGAUCAAGGGAGAAAAAUUCGUCGAGUUUCUCAACCUGAUCCAUUGACCUUCGGUGGUCAUCCACAACCGAACUUGGACGUGCCAUACGAGCCAACGAUCAGCAAUAAAAUGUGUUUCUAUUCGAUUACAAUGAUGAAGGCCUACGAAAAUUACUCCUUCGAAGAGUUAAGAUUUAUGUCACCGACGUUUAAAAGAUCCAGCGAGAGUAUGCUCGUCAGACCAAACGGUGAUGGUAGUUACAGUGCCACUUGGACACCUUCUUCAGUCGGCUGGUAUUCGUUUAUGAUUACCGUGGAUGGUUAUAAUAUGGAAGAUAAUUACAAGGUUGAAGUGAAGGAACCUCCUCAAGGUAUGCAGCCACCGGCUCAAAAUAUCGUAAAGAAACACCAGCAACAACCGAGCAGAGUUAGAAAGUUUGUUUCUAAAAAUAGUGCUGGGUUGAGAAUCAGAGCUCAUCCUUCGUUACAGAGCGAGCAAAUAGGUUCCAUUCCUAUCAACGGUACCAUAUCGUUUGUCGACGAGAUACACAACGACGAUGGUGUAUGGCUGCGAUUGAGCGCAGAGACCAUAAAAGAGUAUUGCAGUACUACUCAGUUAGGAGCUUGGUGUCUGCAGUACAAUCAACAUCUAGGAAAAACCUUAUUACUUCCAGUAGAGGAACCAAAAUCGAUUUUAGAUCAGGUCAUAAAGGAGACCAUUCUUCGGAAAAGAGUAGAUCCUGGCGAGGACAAAAGGCAGUCAGUUCGUUUGGCGGGUGGUAAAAACAUGGUCGUUGUGAAAUGCGGAGCCUCGGGACACAAUAUCCGUAGCAAACCGAGUCUAAAGGCUGCGCCAGUAGGAAUGUUAGCUCUUGGAAAUACAGUAACCAUUUUAGAAUAUUUCACGAAUAACGAAGGUGCGUGGGCUCGUAUAGACGACGAAUCGGCGACGAAAUAUUGCUUCGAUAAAAGUCGAUGUAUCGAGAGCGAGGUUUGGUCCCUGGCGAUUAACAAACAUGGAGUGGAGUACAUGAAGUUCGAGCAAGAGCCGGAAGCCGAUCCAGUGGAAAAAAAGGCAGCAUUACCUGAUCAAUCUGUACAGUUGAAGGAUCACAAGAACAAAGGCUUUGAUUUCUCGGUACCUUCUGUGAGUCAUGAGGGAUUCAACUUUACUACGCAAAACUUUACUCCAGGUACGGGAGAGUCUGGGGAUAAUAGCAACACGAAUCCCUUUGUUUUUGGAUCAUACAAUCAGCAUGAUUCACCAGGCAGCGAAAGAUUCACGCCGGACAAGACCGACGUCUCUCCAAAGUUUUCAAAAGCUCACUCGAAAGAAAGGGUCGUUAAGGAACGGGAGAGGGAGGGAGGUGGAAAGUUCAGCGUUUUACAAAAAUGGUUGAGAGGAGACGACAAGAGUCACGCCGAGAAAAGAAGUUCUCCGGGCAGAGAUUUCUCAGAAUUCGUUGGCGUAUCCGUGAAGGAACUGGUAAAAGCCAUGGGCGAGAGUCGUGCGAAUGGUAACGGAGCUACACCACCAGAAACACCACGGAGGAUGUCAAGAAGCUCGUCACCAAAGAAUCCCCAAGGUGGGUCACCACGAUUUCAGAGCCCGUCCUCUAGUCCGGUUCCGAUACCCGCUGAAUCCGGUCAACAACAAGUUGGUUUCGGUAAUCAUCUACAUAUAACUGCUGCUAGUGCCCCUGUAUCAGGUGGGAAGUGUUUGAUAGCAGGGGGGGACAGUAUCAGUAGCAGCCCAGUGCUCUGCGGCUCCCCCCGAAGCGUUGGCCUCUCUCCAUUAGUCUCAGGUGGCAUGAUUGACAGUAUCACAUCGCAACGAAGAGGAUCGACCCAAAGCGAUACAAGUGCUUUAGUUAGCAGUCUAACCCAAGAUCCUUCUCAAUCUCCUAGUGGAAUCAGUACCACAGCAAAUACUCGAGAUUUGUCGCCGAGUCCAAGUUGCAGCUCUUUGCAUAUGAGAUCGGAAGGUAGUAUAGCGACACCACCUGAUACUCCAAGAAAAGAUACCGUGAAUUCUCAAGACAGUCCACGAAAAGUAUCCCAAGCACAAACGCAAACGAGUCCAGAAAGCGCAACCACUGCUAUGAAGGGACACUUUAGUAUAGGUUCAUCAGGAACGAAAGAAGAACGUCAUUCGCCUAAAUUAAACAAAAGAGAUCAUACCAAGGUAGUCAAGAUCAGAGUUAAACGAGCAAUGUCACCCGCCAAUGCACAUCAGUUACCAAAUCCGUCGCGAGCGUUAAAUCUUAGUAAAGAUAAAGUGAAGGAAGCCAUCAGUCCUUCCGUAGCUGAAUGUUUAAGAGCAGUCUUCGCAGCGUUUUUAUGGCACGAAGGUAUAGUCCACGACGCAAUGGCGUGUGCAAGUUUUCUUAAAUUUCAUCCGACAUUACCAAAACAAGGAGCCGUCGUUGUUACCAGACAACCAUUGGUACAAUCUAAUGACAAGGAGAAGCAAGAACAAAAGGCUAGGCAAAGACAUUCCGUAGAAGUAACAAACGCUGGAAAUUACUUGCAUAUUCAAGCUAGCACCUUAGAAACUUUAACUCGUUCGGCUGCAAAUGCAAAUGCAAAUCGAAGUAGAAAGAAACAAGAAGUAACGAUAAAGGAAGAAAUACAAUCAAGUGGUAAACUCGAUUCUCUUCCAGAAUUUCAUACAGUUGCUGUCCUUCCACCGGCCUUGAAGAGUUUAGUAUUUCUCUGGGAAGAACUUAGUACUAAUUGCUUACAGGCAGUCGAGCAACAAUCUGUUUUACCAAGUCCAAUAUCUCAAAUACAGACGAUGAAACUAGCUAAGCGUCCAGCACCAGAGAAACGUCCGAGAGAAGAUAAAGUUAAAGAAAAAGAGAAGAAAGGUAGCAGGAAGAAAAAGGAAUGGAAGCCAAUUGGAAAGUCUAAUGUGUCAGAGAGUCUCGGUACUGGCAUAGAAUGUGAAACUAGCUGUGAACUUUGUGGAUUGAUGUUUCCACAUCCAGUGACGUAUCAUAUGAAAAUGAUGCACCCUGGUUGUGGUUGGAGUGCAGGGGGAAAGGGAUACAAAAGUGAUGGUAAUUAUUGUGUUGGAUGGGCGGGGAAUUGUGGGGAUGGUGGUGUAGGUGGAUAUUCGUGGUAUUUAAUCUGUGACACAUGCCGGGAGAAAUACUUGACAGUGCGGAAAAAUAAAUUAGCAAAGAGCUUCAUUACGGGAUUAUCCAAAAGUAAAAAUAAUGACAGCAAACCUUUAUCGCCAAUUACUAGUCCCAGUGGAUUUGAUACACACAUUAUCAUGAAAAAUAACGCCAUGUUCCUUUUGGACUUGGCGAGUGCAUCCGGUUUAAGCAUUCCAAAACAACAGAGACGACCAUCUCAAACUUUAUCCUCUGUAGCAGAAAAUUAUAGUCCUCCGGAAGCAGCCGGUCCAUUUCCACCAACGGGUCCGUUUCAAUGUUUGCAAUCGUUGGGAGUUCACAAUUCGCAAACUCACGAUGAGAGAUAUUACGAAGAAACUUUAAGACGACAAAAUGGUCAGCAAAAUCCUUAUGAAGGAACCAUUGGAAUGUUUAAUACUACGAACGGCAGACCAUUAUCCGAGUGUCCUGUCAGCGAAAGCGAUAACGAAGCUGGUAAAAAUCGUGGUACGUUCCAUAGAUCAGUGUCGAUGUCCACGGGUGCACCCUGGGCUAGAAAUAGUAGCGAUGGAAGAGUCGUAAUGAUGCGAAAAAGAAAUAAUAGCAGCAGUGAAACGAACAAUGAUGCUGGUUCAUCGCUGUUAUGUUAUCCAUCAGCUGCUCUUCAAAAAUUAGUUCCAUCGAUGGACCAAUCCGCGAUAGUUUCUACAAGCCAAGCAGAAAUAACAAAUAACGAUCGAAUAGAAAUUCUCAUGAGACCCGUUAUGUUAUUUGUUCUUCAGCAACACAAUUUACAACAUUUACAGAUAGCGAUGAAACAAGCUUUACGACGAGCUGCGUGUAGAGUUUAUGCAAUGCAAGCUUUAAAUUGGCUCUUGAGAAGCGUAACGCAGCCAAUUUGUUUACAUGAUUUACUUUGGUGGUUCGUUUCUUCGCUCACACCGGUAAUAUCGCCCGAUACUUCGGAACAAACUGAAGAAGAUAAUAGAGUGGAAAAGAAAGAUGAUCAUGAUAUGGCAGGUACACGUGAACAUCCUUUGGGUGAUUUAGUAAUAGCAGGUGAAGCAGUUAAUCCUCUGCCAACAGCAUUUCAUACAUUAUUGCAAACCAUUGCCGAUUUAAUGCUUUUACCACCGCCAGGAUCUCCAUUACAACACGCUGCUAUUAGAUGUUGGGCUAUUAGAUUUACACCAGCUGAUCAUAUGUUUCUUCAUAGAAGUCACGUCUUUAGUAAUAUUAGUAAAAUUUUGUCACGAUCGGAAGAAGAAGAGGAUGUUAUUAUGAGUAUGCAUGAAAGUCACCAAUCGAUGUCUUCUCAACAGACUACUGGAUGCGUAGAAGUUUUAAAAGAUUUAACAACUGGUAUUAAAAUUAAAGCAUCCAGUAGACAAGCUAUGAUAGGUAGUUUGACUGAUAGCUCAACCGAAACUUUCUGGGAAUCUGGCGACGAAGAUCGACAUAAGACUAAAACUAUAACUAUCGUAUGCGCGGCUCAUUCUUUUCCAAGAAUAAUAUAUAUUCAUAUUGACAAUUGCCGUGAUUUGACACACAAAGUAUCCAAUGUCGUAUUUCAAUCGGGAACUAAUGCCGAUGAAAUGAUAAAAUUAAGAACUGUGGAGAUUGAAAGUAGAUCCGUUGGAUGGAUCAAUUGUUCGAUCACUGAUCCGCGGCACGUUGUUAUCGGGUUGGAAUUAAAGGGACCAGACAAUUCCCUUCGCGUUCGUCAAAUUCGAGUUUUGGGAGAAGUCAAAGGGGAAUCCUUAAAAAUUGGGAAGCAAUUAAGUACGCAAAUGAUUCAACAGAAGAAUUGUGAAACAGAAACAUUGAAAGUUUUCCGGCUGAUAACAUCUCAGGUAUUUGGUAAACUUAUACAAGGUGAACAACCGCAACAACCUGAACAAACAGAAGGUGCGAAUGAAGAUGUAGAAGUCAGCAAUGAUUUAAAGGAACAUAUGGUUGGAAUUUUGUUCAGUAGAAGCAAAUUAACACAUUUACAAAAACAAGUGUGCACUCACAUAGUCCAAGCUAUUCAAAAAGAAACGAUUCGUUUAAGAGAGGAGUGGGAAACGUUGUUGUGCUCUCCAACGCCUGCUAAUAGUUUAAUAAGUGACAACAGUGAUUUACCAAAAACAGCGGAUACUUAUUGUUUCGAAAUGCUUUCGAUGGUUCUUGCUUUAAGUGGUAGUUCAGUAGGACAAUAUUAUUUGUCAUAUCAAUACGGUCUCCUGAAAGAUUUGCUUAGUUUAUUACAUACUGGAUCUGCGAGGGUGCAACGUCAAGUGACAUCUCUUUUACGAAGAAUUUUGCCUGUAAUUAAGCCAGAGACAUUAGCUACUGUCGUUGGUAUCGAACGAUUACCACCGUCGGAUUUCAGCAUAGUAGCCGUUGCCAACAAUGGUUUUACACAGUCGGUAGAUUUUGACGAUAAUGCGCUUGGAAUACUUGACGUCUUUUUAAGCUGCAUCGCCAAAGCAUUAACCGUGCAAGUUAAAAUAAAAGGAAAAGAAAAUAAUGGGAAAGCACUACAGAUAGCUUCACUAGCAACUAGUAUACAUCCAAAAAGUUUCGUUGGCGAAAGAUGGUGGUUAAGAGGAUGCAUGGCUCGAAAAUUAGCGGAAGUCAUAAUACAACUUUUGAAGGAUAUGGCAUCUGGAAAGAUAUCAGAAGCAUGGGCAUCUAUAACCAAAGCAGCAAUUGCUGAAAAUAUUUUAAAUUUAACAAGACUGAGUGAAAAAAGUCGAGAACCCACAGAAUGUCUUCGAACUCCAACUUUAUGGUUGGCUCUUUCUUCCUUAUGUGUUUUAGAUUCCGAUCAUGUGGAACGAUUAUCAUCUGGACAAUGGAGUGCUUCUGAAGGACAACCGCAACCUCCCAGACCAACAUGUAGUAAUCACGAUGACGGCGAGACGACAGCUAUUAUUCAAUGUAACGAAUGUGGAAAUUUAUGCGCCGAAUGCGAUCGAGUUUUGCACCUUCAUCGAAGGACAAGGAUGCAUAUUAGACAGGUCUGUAAGGAAGAAGAGGAAGCUAUUCGUGUGGAUUUACACGAGGGCUGCGGAAGAACAAAACUCUUUUGGAUACUAGCAUUAGCGGAUAGUAGAACAUUGAAAGCAUUAGUAGAAUUUCGAGAUGGUUCACCUAGGAAGCCUGUUGGAGUUACUUCCGGCAUGUGUCGAUUCUGCGGCACCACCGGAAACACAGGUUUAUUAGCAAUAGGAAAUAUUUGUGCCGAUCACGAUUGUCAAGAGCAUGCGAAAAACGCAUGUAACAAGGUUCAUCCUUGUGGUCAUAUUUGCGGUGGAGUUAAAAAUGAAAAAACUUGCUUACCAUGUUUACACAGAUGUUCGGCAGAUAGUGAUCUCAAACAAGAUGCCGAUGAUAUGUGUAUGAUUUGUUUUACCGAAGCUCUAUCUUGUGCACCAGCGAUACAGUUACAGUGUGGUCACGUAUUUCACUUACAUUGCUGCCGAAGCGUAUUAAUAAAAAGAUGGGUUGGACCAAGGAUAACGUUCGGAUUCUCACUUUGUCCUAUAUGCAAGGUACCGAUGAUACAUCCAAUGUUAGCUGAACAGUUGGCAAGCAUCAAAGAACUUUACGAGGAUGUUAAGAGAAAAGCUUUAAUGCGAUUAGAGUACGAAGGAUUACACAAGGUAGAAGCAGCGUUUGCACCAGGUGGACGUUAUCAGGAUCCAGCAGCAUAUGCCAUGGAAAGAUACGCAUAUUAUGUUUGUUACAAAUGUCAGAAGGCCUAUUAUGGUGGUGAAGCAAGAUGCGAUGCUCAACUAGGCGGGGAAUCAUUCGAUCCUACAGAGUUAGUUUGCGGAGGGUGCAGCGACGUGGCAAGGGCUCAGAUGUGUCCGAAGCACGGGGCAGACUUUCUAGAGUAUAAAUGUCGAUAUUGUUGCUCGGUGGCAGUCUUCUUUUGCUUUGGAACUACCCACUUCUGUAACCCCUGCCACGACGACUUUCAACGUGUCACCACCAUUCCAAAGAGCGAGCUGCCUUCAUGUCCUGCAGGACCUAAAGCUAAGCAGCUUGAAGGGGAUGAAUGUCCAUUACACGUAAAACAUCCACCGACCGGCGAAGAAUUCGCUUUGGGUUGUGGUAUCUGCCGCAAUGCACAUACAUUUUAAGCUUUCAAGGAGAUGAUAAUAGCACAUAAUUAUCUAUACCGGUAAAGUGCUGGUAACGCUUUGUCGGUCUUCAUGAAUUUUAUUAAUUUAUGGAUAAUGCUUCGAGUAAGCGAAUACACCAUUUGAUAUAAAUGUAUUUCUCGUAGAAUAUUUAAAGUCGCACGAUAUCUUGAAAGACUAUGUGUCACAUCGGUAAUAUUUAUGGAGGAGUAACUUAGGCUUUCUUUACAAGAUUUUAUAACUAUCAUAAAAGUGGAAUUGUCGGUACUCGUAGUACCGUAUAGAAACUAAUUAAAUAGAUUCUGUUGUAAGUGAAAAUCUAAUAAUGCGCGGAUCUAUAACAUUGUUAAGAAUCGCAUAAGCCGUUUUUAUCAAUUACCUUAGGAGAAUUAUGUGUAAAGAAUGACGAGACAGAAGGAAAGUAAAUGUGCUCGAAAACCAAACUUCCAUAUAAAAUAAGAAGAUGGAUUGGAAUAGGCACACAGAGUGUAAUCAAUUUUCGUAAAGUGUUCUAGGAUAAGCGUUUAAAGUAAAAUAAUUUAACUCUCAAACUUAUUCAAGAACUAAUUGAUUAUCGUCACGAGAUAAUCCUAAUAAAUGAUGAUGGGUAAUAAAAUGAUCGUACGUAAAAAAAAAAAAAAAAAAUGUAUAUUUUAAGAAUCGUUCACCGUAUAAGAUGCUAAUAUAAUAGUGAUCAAAAAAAUAAAAAAAUAAAAAAAGGAAAAAGAAAAGAAAAAAAAAAAAGAAAAAGGAACACUCGCAAUAUCGAAAAUACUCGAAAUAUUCCCGUGCUUAAGGAUCUCGUUUCUUUUUUAUUUUUACAUAAACUUAUAGCGUCCUAGUGUGUUCUGAUUAUUUAAAAAAAAAUUUUCGGUGUAACUAUUUAUAUUGCAUGCGUUCAUGAUGAAAAAAUUAAUUAUAAUUACAAAAUAUUAUGCGAAAAUGAACCGUCUCAUGCAAAAAACUUGCUAUACGUAAGUACAUGCUAUGUUGAGGUUUCUGUUUCGAUCUUACAUGAAUUAAACAAUCGAUCGAAUGAAAUGAUCAA
Messenger RNA from Vespula pensylvanica (western yellowjacket), 15105 nucleotides. RefSeq names its product E3 ubiquitin-protein ligase MYCBP2 (gene hiw). Gene Ontology annotation, cellular component: nucleus. The transcript has 53 exons. The record is from RefSeq and is a predicted model, not a curated record. Lineage: Eukaryota; Metazoa; Arthropoda; Insecta; Hymenoptera; Vespidae. Bases 36 to 14057 code for a protein of 4673 amino acids.